CAGCCGCUGCUUUAACAUUAAUUUGAAAGGAGGAAAGUAUCAGCACGGGAAACCUUUUGAGUUCCCGGUAGAACUGUGUUUCGCGUUAAUAGAUUCAAGAUAAGCGACAUUUGUACCUUUAAAACAUGUCGAAAAGACACCGUCUGGAUUUGGGCGAUGACUAUUCCUCCACUAAGAAGAGGUCUGAAGGGAGAGACAGAGACCGUGAUAGAGACCGCGAGGACCGUUCCAGGGACAAGGACCGAGAUCGGGACCGGGACAGGGACCGGGACCGUGAUAGAGAUACGAAGCCCGCUAGUGCAGCACCUAACAGCACGCCAGCUGUGCCAUUAUUACCCUUAAAGCAGAUGGCCAUGCACCAGCAGAUUAACCCAUUCACCAACUUGCCGCAUACACCUCGCUACUACGAGAUCCUAAAGAAGAGGUUACAGCUUCCAGUGUGGGAGUACAAGGAAAGCUUCAGCGAUAUUAUUACAAGGAAUCAGAGCUUUGUCCUUGUAGGAGAGACCGGCUCUGGAAAAACAACUCAGAUCCCACAAUGGUGUGUGGACAUGGAGGGCUUGCCUGGUCCUAAGAGAGCGGUAGCCUGUACUCAGCCCAGGAGAGUGGCUGCUAUGAGCGUGGCUCAAAGGGUGGCAGACGAAAUGGACGUCAUGCUCGGGCAAGAAGUGGGUUACUCCAUCAGGUUUGAGGACUGUAGCUCCGCCAAGACUAUACUCAAGUACAUGACCGAUGGUAUGUUGCUAAGAGAGGCUAUGAAUGACCCACUGCUGGAGCGAUAUGGAGUCAUCAUUCUCGAUGAGGCCCACGAGAGAACUCUGGCCACAGAUAUCCUGAUGGGGGUCCUUAAGGAGGUGGUGCGUCAAAGGGCAGAUCUGAAGGUGAUCGUCAUGAGUGCCACGCUAGAUGCCGGAAAGUUUCAGGUGUACUUUGACAGCUGUCCCCUCCUGACUAUUCCUGGGCGCACGCACCCUGUAGAGAUUUUUUACACUCCCGAACCAGAGCGUGACUACCUAGAGGCAGCAAUCCGCACUGUCAUCCAGAUUCACAUGUGUGAAGAAGAAGAAGGAGACUGCCUUCUGUUUCUCACUGGUCAAGAGGAAAUUGACGAGGCCUGUAAACGGAUCAAGCGUGAGGUAGACGACCUCGGACCCGAGGUUGGAGACAUCAAAAUCAUUCCACUGUAUUCCACGUUACCACCACAACAGCAGCAAAGGAUCUUUGAGCCACCUCCUCCAAGAAAGCCCAACGGUGCUAUAGGAAGAAAGGUUGUGGUUUCAACAAACAUUGCUGAGACUUCUCUGACUAUUGACGGUGUAGUGUUUGUCAUCGAUCCUGGAUUUGCAAAGCAAAAGGUUUACAAUCCUCGUAUCAGGGUGGAGUCCCUGCUCGUCACAGCCAUCAGUAAAGCUUCUGCCCAGCAGAGGGCAGGACGAGCCGGCAGGACACGACCAGGAAAAUGUUUCCGUCUCUACACAGAGAAGGCCUAUAAAACAGAGAUGCAGGAUAACACGUACCCUGAGAUUCUUCGAUCCAACUUGGGGUCUGUUGUGCUGCAGCUGAAGAAGCUGGGUAUCGAUGAUCUUGUACACUUCGACUUCAUGGAUCCACCAGCUCCUGAGACACUGAUGAGGGCCCUCGAGCUGCUGAACUACCUGGCUGCUCUGAACGAUGACGGAGACCUGACUGAGCUGGGCUCCAUGAUGGCUGAGUUUCCUCUGGACCCCCAGCUGGCAAAGAUGGUCAUUGCCAGCUGCGAGUUUAACUGCUCAAACGAGAUCCUUUCCAUUACUGCCAUGCUGUCAGUCCCACAGUGUUUUGUCCGCCCCACGGAGGCUAAGAAGGCAGCAGACGAGUCCAAGAUGAGGUUUGCUCACAUCGACGGGGACCACUUGACGCUGCUCAACGUCUACCACGCCUUCAAACAGAACCAUGAGUCUAACCAGUGGUGCUACGACAACUUUGUCAACUACCGCUCACUGAUGUCUGCUGACAACGUGCGGCAGCAGCUCUCCAGGAUCAUGGACCGUUUUAACCUGCCGCGCCGGAGCACAGAGUUCACCAGCAGAGAUUAUUACAUCAACAUCCGCCGAGCGCUCUGCACCGGCUUCUUCAUGCAGGUGGCUCAUUUAGAGCGCACAGGUCAUUACCUCACAGUCAAAGACAACCAAGUGGUCCAGCUGCACCCAUCUACAGUCCUGGACCACAAACCUGAGUGGGUGCUCUACAACGAAUUUGUCCUGACCACCAAAAACUACAUCCGCACUUGCACAGACAUCAAACCAGAGUGGCUGGUGAAGAUUGCCCCCCAGUACUAUGAAAUGAGUAACUUCCCACAGUGUGAAGCCAAACGACAGCUGGAGCGCAUCGUUGCCAAACUAGAAAGCAAGGAGUAUUCCCAGUACUGAACAAUAGCCAACAAGUGUCCUGGCAAACAGCUGCGUAUUGAAGUUUUAGAUCUUUCUGUAUCAUUGUAUGUUCAUGUUUCAAAAAAUUGGCUUUUUGAUUUUGUUUGCUUUUUGUUUCUUUAAUUUUCUUUUCUGUUCCCAUCAAUGUUAAUUCUGUAACGACGUGUAAUGAAAUGUCAACAGUAAUAUUAGACCUGGCUAUUAAGAUUUUCAAAAGGAAUAUCAGAAACAUGUCAUUUAGAUGUGAUUGACUUUCCUUUAGGGGAUUGCUGAGUACUGGUAAUUAAAAAACACAUGUGCUUGCUCUGUUUCUUUAAUAAAGGAGCUUUGACUUAA
Molecule: messenger RNA, 2744 nt
Organism: Labrus bergylta (ballan wrasse)
Lineage: Eukaryota; Metazoa; Chordata; Actinopteri; Labriformes; Labridae
Product: ATP-dependent RNA helicase DHX15
Cellular component (GO): intracellular anatomical structure; spliceosomal complex
Molecular function (GO): ATP binding; RNA helicase activity; RNA binding
Source: RefSeq, a predicted model, not a curated record